CUCUCCCGGUCGAUGAAGCUGAGCAGAUGGCCACCUUAUGGUACAAGGCGGGGGACACUACGAGGGGCAAGUGCUACACGGACGUGGCAGCCAGCCUUGAGGCCGCCAGCAGGCCAGUGGAGGUCAACGUUCACCAGCUAGUGCAGCAACAGCACGCAGCUGUUCGGCGAUUGGAGAAGCAGCUCGGGAGCCAGCUCAACCGCCUGCUCAAGCGGAAGCAGGAGACCGUGGAGCUGGAGGAGCAGGUUCGCCUCUCGAGGGAUCAGCUCACGAAGGCCGAGGAGGAGGACAAGGCUGCUGUGGUCAAGUUUCGAGAGAGCAGUGGGGUUGUCGGUGUUGGCGAUGCCGACGUCGGUGGCGCUCGCAGCGCCCCUGCUGUUCCACUCAGAGACAUCAUGGAGGGUAAGUGUGACCUCUCUAGCAUCAUCAAGUUCGAUAUCAUAGAGGAGUUCGAGAGCAGUGAGCUCGACAUUUCGGAUGGCGAUCGGAAGGAGGACGAGUCGAGGCUGGAGCAGCUGCAGAAGGGCGCGCAGGACUUGUCGAAGACUCUGUUCGAGAAGCCCACGUCCACGGCCACGGAGGUCAAGGUGAAGAUGGCGAGGGGCUUCCUGGUCAGGGAGACGACGGAGACGCACGCGGUGCAGCUGCGGGUGCUGGGACGGGACCUGCUGAGCCACCUGAGCCAGGCGCCGCCUCUCAGCCUGCCGCAGCCCCAGCUGCGACGGCAGCUGACAUCAGAGCUCGGGUUGACCAACAUUUGUCAG
Messenger RNA from Prorocentrum cordatum, 764 nucleotides. The record is from the annotation of a GenBank genome assembly. Lineage: Eukaryota; Dinophyceae; Prorocentrales; Prorocentraceae.